This is a messenger RNA of Coregonus clupeaformis (lake whitefish), 840 nucleotides long. RefSeq names its product interleukin-10-like. The transcript has 5 exons. The coding region runs from base 1 to 555 and encodes 184 amino acids. Gene Ontology annotation, cellular component: extracellular region. The record is from RefSeq and is a predicted model, not a curated record. Gene Ontology annotation, biological process: immune response. Gene Ontology annotation, molecular function: cytokine activity. NCBI's taxonomy places the organism in Eukaryota, Metazoa, Chordata, Actinopteri, Salmoniformes, Salmonidae.
AUGUCUCCCUGCUCUCUCCUCCUAUCCCUGCUACUGGCUGCAGCGCUGCAGUGUGAGCGUGCCCAGUGCAGACGUGUGAUGUGCUCCGACCGCUGCUGCUCCUUCAUAGAGGGCUUCCCCGUCAGACUGAAGGAACUCCGCACCGCCUUCUCCACCAUCAGAGACUACUACGAGGCUAAUGAUGAUCUGGAGACAGUCCUGCUGGACGAAGGGAUUCUACACCACUUCAAGAGUCCGUUGGGGUGUCACGCUAUGGACAGCAUCCUGAAGUUCUACCUCGACACGGUGUUUCCCACCGCCAUGAACAACAGAACACAGAACAACAACGACUUUAAAUCUCCCAUCGACUCCAUGGGAAACAUCUUCCACAUGCUGAAGAAAGAGAUCGUCCAAUGUAGGAACUACUUCUCCUGUAAGAAACCAUUUGACAUCAACGAGUUCACCUCCUCGUAUAAGAAGAUGCAGGAUAAGGGCCUGUAUAAGGCAAUGGGAGAGCUGGACCUGCUCUUCAACUACAUCGAGGAGUACCUGGUCUCUCAGAGACGCAAACACUGACCCCUGACCCUGAGCCUGGACCAAUCAGAAUUAGCCAAAGUUCUGUGGGUAACCCUAACCUCUAAUAACCUCAAAGUCCAAACAUCUAAACUGCAGUCCAGGAAUCUGGGACUGCGUCUUUGUGGAAGACCAUGAGACUAAAGUGUAUUGGUCCUGAGGACCUUCUCUUUAAAGUCCUGAACCACAUUUAGCCUCAGGUUCAUCAAAACUUUAUUACUGAGUCAUAUUGACUGAAACAUUCUGCUGUAAAGUUGAAUUCGUAGAAUUUUUAGGAUUGACUCUCUG